Pantherophis guttatus is the source of this 1727-nucleotide messenger RNA. RefSeq names its product cytochrome P450 2J5-like. Gene Ontology annotation, biological process: xenobiotic metabolic process. The record is from RefSeq and is a predicted model, not a curated record. Gene Ontology annotation, cellular component: intracellular membrane-bounded organelle; cytoplasm. Gene Ontology annotation, molecular function: oxidoreductase activity, acting on paired donors, with incorporation or reduction of molecular oxygen, reduced flavin or flavoprotein as one donor, and incorporation of one atom of oxygen; heme binding; iron ion binding. Lineage: Eukaryota; Metazoa; Chordata; Lepidosauria; Squamata; Colubridae.
AUUGCUUCAAGAUGAUUGAAGAACAGCUGCUUGAGAGUAGAAUCAGUUUCUUGUUUAUAGGAAAGUAGGCAAGAAAUAAAUCAAGCACAGCAUUUCGAGGCUAUCCUGUUUAAACUGAGGAAGAGCAAAAAGCAUCAGACAAAAGGAUACAACCACCUCCAAAUCUACUACUGAACAUAAAAAAAAAAAAAGAACUAUCAGAACAAUGAUGGUGAUAGGAACAUUUUUGAUUUUUUUGCUGCUUGCUCUGUUGAUUCUCUUCUUCCUGAAACAACUUUGGACCCGAAGACAUUUGCCUCCUGGACCUUUGGCUCUGCCACUCGUUGGGACCUUCUUCGCAGCUGGGCUUUGGCUCCGUGAAGAUUACUUCCGUAAGCCUGUAAAACGAUAUGGAAAUAUAUACUCCUUAUUCUACGGACAUCAACUUUCGAUACUGCUGUCUGGAUUCAAAGCUGUGAAAGAAGGAAUGACCAACUUCCCAGAAGAAUUAUGUGAUCGACCAGAUAAUGCUUUCCUGAAUGAUUUAGGGAAAGGAAGGGGAAUUAUUUUCUCCAAUGGAAAUAACUGGAAACAGCAGCGACGCAUUGGCAUCACUUCUCUGAGGAAGCUGGGCCUGGGGAAGAAAAGCAUUGAGCAUCAGAUAGAAGACGCAGCUCAGACGUUGGUGGAGAUCUUUAGACAAACAGAAGGGCAACCAUUUAACCCUUCAUUUUCAGUACUAAAUGCGGUUUCUAACAUCAUAUGUGCUUUGAGUUUCGGACAUCAGUUUUCUGCAGAAGAUGAAGAGUUCAAGAAGCUGGUUCAAGCUCUUCAAAUUAUUUUGAAAUUCCUUGGUAACACUUUUCAAGUGGUGUAUGAUUUGUUCCCACAAUUAAUGAAGUACCUCCCAGGCCCUCACAAGAAAGCCCUGGCUUCUAUGGAUAUUAUGCUUGCGUUUGCAAAGCAGGAAAUAGAGAAACACAAGGAAUCUCACUGUCUGCACGAGCCACAAGAUUUCAUUGAUUACUAUCUUCUUCAGAUGGAGAAGAGCAGGAAUGACCCCGACUCUACCUACAGUGAAGAGAACCUGGCUCAGUGUAUUUUUGAUUUCUUUACUGCUGGAACAGACACAACCUUGGCUACUCUGAUGUGGGCACUGCUUCUCUUGACAAAUCAUCCCGACAUCCAAGACAAAGUCCAGAAAGAGAUUGAAGAUGUGUUUGGUUCCUCGGGCUCAAUUUCCUACCAGGAUCGGAAGAAGCUGCCCUACACCAAUGCCGUGAUUCAUGAAAUGCAGCGUGUAAAAUAUAUCUUGCUAUACGGGAUUCCCAGGCAAAGCACAAAGGAUGUGACGAUGAGGGGAUAUCACAUUCCAAAGGGGACCAUUAUUGUCCCAGACCUGCACUCUGUCCUUCUUGAUCCUGAACAAUGGGAGACACCUGAAAAGUUCAAUCCAAAUCAUUUUUUAGAUAAGGAUGGGAAGUUCAUUGAUCGAGAAGAGUUUCUGCCCUUCGGAAUGGGUCUACGUGUCUGUGUGGGACAGCAGCUGGCAAGAAUUGAGGUCUUCAUCUUUCUGACCAGCCUGUUGAGGGCCUUCAGCUUCCGGUUGCCUGAAGGAGUGAAAGAACUCAGCGAAGAACCUGUUGCAAAGAUGAUAAUGCACCCACGCCCUUACAAAUUGUGUGCUAUUCCCACACAGGCUUAAACUUUAAAAAAACACCAUAGAAAGCAUAAAACUGUUUCCUAUA